Messenger RNA from Patella vulgata (common limpet), 3661 nucleotides. RefSeq names its product dual specificity protein phosphatase CDC14A. Gene Ontology annotation, molecular function: protein serine/threonine phosphatase activity; protein tyrosine/serine/threonine phosphatase activity. The transcript is spliced from 16 exons. Gene Ontology annotation, biological process: positive regulation of cytokinesis; cilium assembly; protein dephosphorylation. Gene Ontology annotation, cellular component: mitotic spindle; spindle pole; nucleolus. Lineage: Eukaryota; Metazoa; Mollusca; Gastropoda; Patellidae. The record is from RefSeq and is a predicted model, not a curated record. Bases 331 to 1977 code for a protein of 548 amino acids.
UCGGUUGCUUUCAAACAUGGCCGUCAAGAAAUAGAAAUUAUAUCGAAGUUUCAAUUUUAUAAUGUUGUGAUUUUAAUAUAAGGAAUUUCGCCAAUAUUUUUAACUGCCAAUGUAUUUAUACGACAUUUUAGCUGAAUACAUAACUUUUAGUGCUCUGGAAUACUGAGUUUGGAUAAUAUAAACCCUGUUGUGCUGUUACGGAAGGAGAAAGUAUUUCACCACAUUCUGAUACUUUGUUGAACGAACGUGUGUUAUAAGAUACCGUAAUACGGCUAUUUUGUUUUCGGGGUACAGAUUUCCUGGAUUUUACCUUCAUACCUACCUCAGAGGAUGGCAGAUGAGCACGAAGUCAUUGGCAGUGCAUCCGAAUUUAUAAAGGAUCGACUGUAUUUUGCUACACUCCGAUCAAAACCAAGAUCUACUGCACACACACAUUAUUUUUGUGUCGACGAAGAAUUAAUUUAUGAAAAUUUUUAUGCAGAUUUUGGACCAUUAAACUUAGCCCAGUUAUACAGAUAUUGCUGUAAAUUAAAUAAAAAAUUAAAGUCUUUUUCUUUAGCCAAAAAGAAGAUAAUUCAUUAUACAAGUUUUGAUGCUAGAAAACGUGCUAAUGCAGCAUUCCUUAUUGGUGCAUAUGCUGUAAUUUAUUUAAAGAAAACCCCAGCGGAAGCUUAUAAACCUUUAGUAUCCGGGUCUAAUCCACCAUUCUUACCAUUCAGAGAUGCUUCCUUUGGUCCAUGUACAUAUAAUCUUACAUUACUAGAUUGUCUUCAAGCUAUUAGCAAGGCUUUAUCAAAUGGUUUCUUUGAUUUUGAAAAUUUUGAUGUAGAUGAAUAUGAACAUUACGAGCGAGUUGAAAAUGGAGAUCUUAACUGGAUUCUUCCAAAGAAGUUUCUUGCAUUCAGUGGUCCGCACCCAAAAACACGCCUCGACAGUGGUUAUCCACUACAUGCACCAGAAGCUUAUUUUCCGUAUUUUAGAAAGCAUAAUGUCACCCACAUCGUAAGAUUAAAUAAAAAGAUAUAUGAUGCCAGGAGAUUUACAGAUGCAGGUUUCGAUCAUACAGAUUUAUUCUUUAUUGAUGGUAGUGUACCCAGUGAUUCAAUUGUCCGACAGUUUUUAGAAUUAUCAGAAAAUUGUGAUGGGGGAAUUGCAGUUCACUGUAAAGCUGGGUUGGGAAGAACAGGAAGUUUAAUAUGUUGUUAUAUAAUGAAACAUUAUAAAAUGACAGCAGGUGAAUGUAUAGCAUGGAACAGAAUCUGUAGACCAGGAUCAGUUAUAGGACCACAGCAACAUUUUCUAGAAGAGAAGCAGGCUUGGCUUUGGAUGCAAGGUGAUCUAUAUAGAGCCAAACAGAAAGAAAGAGCAAGGGGAGAGAAACAAGGUUGUGUUUCGAAAAUAUUAUCAGGUGUUGAUGAUAUGCGAUUACAUGAUGGACAGGAAAAUGAUCGGUAUUACAGCAAUUAUGACAGUAUAUAUUCUGGUCCAAUCACUAGAAGUUCUAUUAUUGAAACCCAGGGAGAUAAACUAAACCAAAUUAAAAUGAUGAGAAAGCAUGUCCGCUCAGCAACUACUGGCACAGUUGGGGCUGAAGAUCCGAAAACCCACAAAAGAACCACAACACAACCAUUAAGAAUGUCUGGUUCAAAAAGUGCACAAGGGGUUUCUUCGCCCAUCAAAACAUCGAAAGCUUCCUCAUCAGUGCUAGCUCACAACCAGGCUAAUGCAAGUACAACAAAACGUAGUACACGCCUUUCACCAGGCUCAUCACCGAGCGCCAAAAGAAAACAUCAAUCAUAUAGUUUGAGGAAAAAUGUGAAUUCUAGCGUAUCAAGCAAGCUAGGUUAUGAUUACGGCUAUACAUCAAGUCGUUUAUCAGGAUCGUCUGAUAUCUAUAAUAGUAUAGGGGACUACACCUCCUGGCCUUAUAAGUAUCACUUACGAUCAAACUAUACAAUCGGUUCCUCUUACUCGUAGUUCCAAAACGGCCAUGAUACGAUGACACCACACUGAAGGAACAGAAGAAGGAUAGACCUAUUUUCUAUGUGGCCUUAUUGUCAAUGUUUUUUCUUAAUUAUUAUUAUUAGCUUUAAGACUUCAGCUUGUUAUUUUCUUCAACUUUGUUGUUCUCUGACAUUAAUUGGCAGCCCUAUUAUCAGAAGAAGCAUAAAGAACAAAUAGUGAAGCUAAAAGAUUAUAGUUUUAGAUUUUUAUUAUUAUAUUAACUAGAUUGUUACAUAAAUAUCUCUUUGUUUUACUCUCGAAUAUCUAUUUUAAUGCUGUUUUCUACACUUUGUUGAUAUUUUAGCUCCCCUCGGUUUUAUUAACUGUAUAAUAUUUAUUAUGAUUUUUAUAAUUCUAAAAGAUCGCUGGUCAAUUGGAGGAAACACGCCAGAGUUAUCUCCCUUUACUGUGCAGGGAAAUAAUGAUGAUUGAUUUGAAUUAUUAGUUGUUAAAUUUUGAAGGUAUGAAAUCAUGCAUUGUUAUAAAAAAGAUGGAGUAGGAAAGAAAACCAAUAAAUAAUACCGGUAUUAAAUAACUGAGUGUAUAGUUAUGAACACAGUAUAAUCCAAUAAUCAGUUAAUAACACUGUAUGAUUAUUACUUCAUAAUAUAUUGGAAUAUAUGUAUUUAGCUUUGUAAAAUAUAAAUAUUUAACCAUUACAAAGAACAGUAGUGCCCUGCCUUAAAGUUAUUGUACAAGCAUGCAGAAUGCAUUUGCACUCUUUUAUAUUUUUUCACUCGAUUUCAUAUGCAAUUGAUGAAUGUGAAUCUUUUUAUCAUAAGAAAAAUUGUGAAAAAUAUUCGAAACUCAUUGUAAAUAACCAUUUCUUAAUCUUAUGGUGAUUAUUAUAAAGUUAGUUUUCUGAUUUAAGCAGCUAAUAUUUUAUAUAAAAAAUCAUGAAGAACAUCAAUUUUAGUCAUAAUGAAAAAAUCAUUCAUAAUUAAAAAGAGGAAAAUCUCCAUGUCUUUUUGUUUUCAAAAUGAAUGCAAGCUCCUAAUUUCGAUUUUUAGAGGAGCUGGGGCGGACCUCCCUUUAUAUGAAUUACAUCUGUAACCGCUGAAAAUGACAUAAAUAAAAACCUAUAUGUUAAACUAGUACAUAUAAAGAAUAAUAUUGGUAAAAAUUUAUGAUGUAUAUUAGGAAUGUUAAAUAUCCAUGAAUCCCCUACUCAGCCCUGCUAGAUUUCGUAGUAUAAAAAAUACUGAGAUAAGCAAAGUUUGUUAAAGUUUUAGCUAAGGACUUGAAUCCGUGUGUAACCAGAAAUUCACUUAUUAGUAGUAAAAACAGCGGUUUACAUGUAUAUUUUUCUAAUAUUUAAUUUGUAAGCAAUUGCUACUCCUAUAAUGUCUGUUUUGUCUUGUUGUAAUGUAGACUUGUUUUAAUUAUUCAAUGAAUAUUGGAAAAAUUUUUUUUUUUAGAAAUCUUUAAAGUUAAAACAUAAUAAAAUGUUAAUUUAUUUACUAGCUACUCAUUUUACUUGAUUCUCUCUAUGUGAGAGUUUUUAUUCUUUUGUUUUGGGCAAUACAACUACUAAUAGAACCUGGGAGUGUUGAAUCCAUAAUUUAUCAAAUGUGAUGGGGAUUCAUACAUUUUUUAGAAUUAUUUAAAUUAACAUUAAUGAGGGUGUGUAGCCUGUCACAAAAUUGCCGCCAAAACA